AUGUGGUCAGGGUCCUGUUUGCACCAGGGUCCUGACCCUGUAGGCCGCGAGUAUAGGAGCAAGGCGGGCCGGCCUGGGCUGGCUCGAUCUGGGCCCGGGGCCCCUUCCCACUCGCUUCUCUCGGGCCGGCGUCGAGCGAGGGCGCCCGAGGCGCCCCCUCGGCCCCAGCUCCGGCAGACCCGGCCCGACCCCCUCGCGCGCGGCCGCGCUCCCACUGCCUCGCUCUGGGUCACGCUGACGCAGCCAGGUGCGGGCGGGCUGGCCGCCCAGGUGAGGCUGCGCCGGGGGGGCCGCCGACGGUGCCGACCCCGCCCCACCCCGCCGCGGCCUCCCCUUCCGCGCGCCCCGCCCGGCCGGAGCCCGGGGAGGGGGCCCUACCUGGCCAGGUGCGCGGGGUCUCGGGACAAGGGCAGCAGGAGCCGACCGCCGCCCAGCGGCCUCGCGGUCCGGUCGGUCCGGCAGCCACUCCCUACCGCGGCCCGCCCGCCGCGCGGCCUGAUUCACGCGCCCGCCCCCGCCCCGCCCGCCGCCCCUGCCGCCUGCCUGCCCGGGCAGCACCUGGGGGCGGGGCGGCCCCACCCGCGGCGCGCCCGCAUUCCUCCGCCGCCCGCCCGUCGCCGCCGCUCCCGGGACCCCCGCCCGCGCCCCGGUGCCCCCGGACCCCCGCCGAGCCCCCCCCGGCGGCGCGGACCGGGACCCCGGCCUGGGAUCCCGGGAGACCGCUGGGCCCGGACUGCCGGGGCCCCGCGUCCCCAGGCUCCCCCAUCGGUUCGCCGAAGGCUCGAGGGCCCUAAGCCUGACCCUUGA
Messenger RNA from Dama dama (fallow deer), 807 nucleotides. RefSeq names its product basic proline-rich protein-like. Bases 1 to 807 code for a protein of 268 amino acids. Lineage: Eukaryota; Metazoa; Chordata; Mammalia; Artiodactyla; Cervidae. The transcript has 2 exons. The record is from RefSeq and is a predicted model, not a curated record.